Messenger RNA from Lithohypha guttulata, 789 nucleotides. RefSeq lists its product as uncharacterized. The record is from RefSeq and is a predicted model, not a curated record. Lineage: Eukaryota; Fungi; Ascomycota; Eurotiomycetes; Chaetothyriales; Trichomeriaceae. Bases 1 to 789 code for a protein of 262 amino acids. The transcript has a single exon.
AUGCCGAGAGAAGCUUCAGUGUCCUCCAACACCAAGCCAUCGCGUGUGCAACCAUAUAGAAAGGCGAAGAACGAAGUGAGAGAAACGACACCCUCAGCCGCUUCAGCCAUAGGAAAGAACAGCAGAUCCAGUCGUUCUCAGAACAAGCAACAACAACAAGCACCACCCUCAACACCACUCUGGCGAACCGAGCAGGAGCAAAACAUUACCGCGCCCGUCUACUUCUGGAAACCUCAUGAGUCCUGGGGAUUCUUCUCUCAGUGGUACGCCUGUCCAAUCAAAGACCCUGAGACAAACACAACUUUCUCCUGCAACGAGCAGUUCAUGAUGUAUCACAAAGCCCUCACUUUCAACGAUGCAGAAAUCGCGCAGCAGAUCCUCGACACAGAUAAUCCCAAGAAACAGAGAUCGCUGGGCAGGAAAGUUCGUGGUUUCACUGACGAGAAGUGGAACCAGGUCAGAUAUGAGAUCGUGGUGGAGGCGAACAGGCUGAAGUUCAAUCAGGGUACAGCCAGAAGCGAUGAUGUGUUCGUGUACCCACCACAUGGCUGGGUACAAGAAGAAGGCCUGGAGGAGAUGACACUUGGAGAAUUGCUGAUUGGCACUGGGAAUAGAGAACUGGUCGAAGCAAGUGCGCGAGAUCGAGUAUGGGGUAUUGGAUACAGUCAAAGCAAAGCUCGGGACACUCCUAGAGCGAAGUGGGGUAGGAACUUCCUAGGCAAGGCUUUGAUGGAAGUAAGAAGUCAGUUGACACAACAAGAUGCCGUGCAGGAUGCGGUCCAACAGUGA